AUGGAAUAUUUUUCAUUGAAAAAAUUUGCAAACAACCAACUAGACCAAAAUCCUUUAAAACCCAGUCAUUCUAAAAGACCUUAACCUCGAGAAUUCGACUUCUUGAAGAGAGUUAGCUAAGUGAAAAAUCAGGAAAAGAUUGAAGAGGACAACUCUCAAAGCAACUCAAACUAAAAGAAUACCAAUCAGAGAAUGGUUAUAGGUUCACCAGGAGUACUUCGUGAUAAGAUUUAUGUUAGCAAGUCGAAGCAUGUCUCUCCAGAAGAACUGAAUAUGAAGCCAAGGAUGAGUUAGAUUGAGAAGUAAAUUGAAUCUAAAAUAAACCUCGUCAAAAGCCAAAAUAAACUGCUCGAAAUUUUAACUGUAGAUAUCAAGGACAACCCUAAUUAAGAAUUAGCGCCUAUGGAUGAAGUUAGCAAGAAAAAGUACUUGAGUUUUUAGAGAAGAGCCAGGUCAAAGAGUCCUCCACACAACUUCGGCAAACCUAUGAUCACUUCUAAGACCCAAGAUAAAGCACUACCUGACCUUCUGCUAAACUCAUCACUGAAGGUUCAGGCUAAAAUAGCACUUAUACAUGAAUUCAUAAUGAACAGCUGCAAUGAAAGCACAUAAGAAUCAUACCGAAUGCUGUUUGAGAGCAAAAGCAGAGACUAUAAUGAGCUAGCGAUGAUAUUUGAUGGGGAUUUCGAGGACAAUGAAAUGGUUAAAGAGAUAGCCGGGAUAAAUAGAAUGAUAUCAGAGGACAUGAUCAACGAAAGGCUAGAGCAGAUGAUCACUUAAUAGGAUCACUAGCAAUAGCUACCCAAUUUGCAAACCUUAAUCUUAGAGAGCAGAGUCAGCACAAAUAGUGCUGAUUAAGAACUAGAAAAAUGGCUUGGAAGCACUAGAACAAACAAUUAUGCCAGCCAUACUAGGGAAGAUAAUCCAUUUGGAGUAGUAGAUGAAAAUGAGCUGGAGCUAUUGCGAGAUGCAAGCUACAGAUCUUCGAAUUCUGAUUGGCUUUAUCAAACUAAAAUCUGA
This is a messenger RNA of Stylonychia lemnae, 1020 nucleotides long. Lineage: Eukaryota; Ciliophora; Spirotrichea; Sporadotrichida; Oxytrichidae. The record is from the annotation of a GenBank genome assembly.